AUGGCUUGUUCUGAAGAAUCCAAUGAAUACUGGAGCUACGAUGAUCCAUCCGAAUGGCCAAAACAUUUUCCAUGUGCUGGUGGAUCGUCUCAAUCUCCAAUCGACAUCAACUCAAAUGAUGCUGUGUUCGAUUCGUAUCCGUUGUUCACGUUUUCUUCAAAGUACAACUCCAAUGAAUUGUUUACAUUGACUAAUAAUGGCCAUCAAGUUGCAGCUACAUUGACUCAACGUACUUAUGGACAAAGCGAUGAUGAUCUAUGGUUUACUGGCGGUGGUUUAACCGGACAGUUCUUCUUCGUCAAUUUUCAUUUACAUUGGGGAAGAAAUGAUCGUCAUGGUUCAGAACAUGAGAUUGAUGGAGAACGCUUUCCUGCUGAAGCACAUUUUGUUUUCAAAAAUCGACAGAAUAAUCAAUUAGCUGUAUUUGCAUUUCAUUUCGUUAUUGCUGAUCAAUGGGAUGAAGAAAAUACAGAAUGGGAAAAGUAUGCAGAUGCAGCAAGUGAACUCGUCAAUGUCAACGACACGAUGAAUUGUUCAUUUAAUCUGAGUCGAUUGAUGAAAGCUAAUGAAAGAGAAUAUUUUCGAUAUAUGGGUAGUUUGACAACACCGCCUUGUAGUGAAAAUGUCAUCUGGACAGUUUUUAUCGAUAAAAUUCCGAUUGUGGAAGAGAGUUUAAACGAACUUCGUCAGAAUCUAAUGAAAAAGGUCUAUCGACCAGUUCAGCCGAUAAACGAUCGUACGGUUUACAGAAAUUAUGUCAACUGA
Messenger RNA from Adineta ricciae, 765 nucleotides. The record is from the annotation of a GenBank genome assembly. Lineage: Eukaryota; Metazoa; Rotifera; Eurotatoria; Adinetida; Adinetidae.